AUGGCCGAUGCAGUGCUUGUGGAAAAUCUACAAAAGCAGCUGGAUCGACUGAUGAAUCAAUUAUCCGAUAUUGAGGAGGAGAAGCCCAACAUGGAUACUCAAGAGUAUGAAGAACUUAAAUCGGAGACAAUGGAGGAGCUAAAAGUAAUUUCUUCGUUCAUUUUGGUACUUCAUUUGUUACGGUAUGCAAUGGGACGAUGGUUUGGACAGAUUUUUAUCAUUCCAGUUAUAAAAGAGGACCUCAGUAGAUCUUUGGAAAAGAUGACCGGUGGGAAUAUCACUUCGACAGACAAUCUGACAGCUACCCGUAUGGCCGUAAGAGCUGCUAUCAGUCAAGCGUUACGAACCCCUGCAAUAUUGGGCUUAUUCGCGAGAAAACAACCAAUUGCAUUGAGGCAGAGGCUGAUAUUGUCUGGUGAAGGCUUCUGUCAAGCAGUAUUAUUUGAGUAUGGUGAGAAUCCAAGUAAUCGUAUUGGUUUAGUUAGACCACGAUUUACCACCGAUCUAAUGGACUGUUCGGAAUGGGAUCAAGCGGCAGGAAGUGUCACACCUGCUCCUGUAACGUUAUGUUCGCCUCGGACUUCAACACUGGAUGAAUCUGAGGAAAUGGACGUUUAUUUUACUGAAGAUUUUCGUCAUAUACGAAGGACUUCCUACGACCAAGACGUCAUUGGUCCGGAACUUAGGUUUGAUGAAGAACAAAACCUCUUAGAACGUGUGCUCGUUGUUAUUCCCUACCGAGUGCUUUAUGAGUUGGAUAGGUUGAAGAAGACUUCAUCUAUAUCGUCAUCGCCAAUACAAUUACCACAGAAGGCAAGUCGUGUAGUAAAAAUGCUUUGCAAUCUCAGAGGAUCAUCACUGAUUUAUUGGGAGAGCUCAGCUGAGUCCUACGAGGAAGUUGAUGGAUUCGUGGCGAGUUCCUCGGAAGAUAUAAAUGAUGACUAUGUGUUAAAGUGCGCUUACCGUAUAAAAUCGAUGCAUGUUAUAGUGGAUUCACGAGGUGAGAAUUGGGAUACGGUAUUUGUCACCAACGACCAACUACUGUCACUCAAAGCGCAUGCGAGCGGCAUUCCAUGCAUAAAUGUAAAAGAAGCAAAAGAAAUUUUGAAGAACAAAGACUGCUCACCUUCUACUACGUUAUGUCAGGCUAACUUUGCCGUGCCUACUCGAAACACUAAUCGACCCACCGAUAGGCCUCCAAUCACAAAACGACAUGAAGAGAAAUGGAUGAUUUUGGAUAAUUUGGCUAAAAGGAACCCUCUUGCGACGUUCUCGCAGAUUUGGAAAUUGCUCGUGAAUGCAUUGAGGAAGAGGAGCCAAACUUGUCCUGAUAAAAGCAAAACUGAUGCCAACCGCUUGCGAGAAUGUGCUUAUAUUUUCUGUCGUAACCAAACUGAAGAGAAUCUCUCCCUUCUUGCUCGUAUGACGUGUUGGCUCUAUUCGUACUACUUCCCUCAACGAACUGAAAGCGGAAAUACGAAUUACAAGGCACUGAUGAGGAAUGGACUACACAAAGAAUUAUGCUGUUCAUCUUGUAAGUCUCGGAAGUUAAUGAAAGAGCUCCAUGUGCACAGUCGCAAUUGGGAGGGACAUCAUGGUGAGACCAAAGGUACACCAACAGCUAUUGCUAAUGGUGGUAGAAACGUAACGGGAAAGAGAGAAGAGGAUGACUAA
This is a messenger RNA of Angiostrongylus costaricensis, 1674 nucleotides long. NCBI's taxonomy places the organism in Eukaryota, Metazoa, Nematoda, Chromadorea, Rhabditida, Metastrongylidae. The record is from the annotation of a GenBank genome assembly.